GUAAUGGCGGACACGCCGGUGAGCCAUUUUGGUGUGCUUGCUGUUGAAUAUUGGAUUUGAAUAUUGUUGGAUACUGCAAUAAAGUCUCGUAUCAUGACGAGUGUGUGGGUUUUUCCGUGGAUAAAUUUGCAGUUUGGCACGCCCACCGUUAGGUGUCGCAAUGUGUGGGAGAUGCAAGAAUCCCAACCUCAAUUUUUUGAGCGACUGAAAUUUCAUACAUAUCGCAUUGUGCGGAAGUGGAGUUUCUGUUUACAAAUCAACAGCAAACCUAGGUCAGUCAACGAAAAAUAUAACAAAAAAUUGAAUGCGCCAUGAAGCCGCAGCUGUCCGGGGCGCAAAGGCGGGCGUUUGCGCCUUCACUGUGCGGAUCUGAGGCUGUGCGGUCAAUUCAAGAGGAGCUUGUUGCUGCGAUACACGGAGCUCUGGAAGUGGCUGUGGAGAUCGCAGUCCGGGAGGUGCGAACCCUCGUAAGUCAGGCGACAAGCGACAUGUACGUAGAGCUGCGGAGGGAGAAUGAGUCCCUGAAAGAGACGCUGCAGCGGGCAGAAGAGAUGCUGGCUGAAUGUGAGCGGCUUGAGGAUAAUGACAGUGGCGUUAUGCGAAGAGGCGAGGCGCCCCACCCUACUCCCUGCACGAAUGCUGCAACAGAAAGCACCGAGAUCAGGCGUGAGCCUGCAGGUCACGACUGCCCUGGCCCGGAUGUUCGAGGUGAAUAUAUGAACAGACGUGAGGAGCGGCUAGCCUCAGGACAAGAAAAGGAUCAUAAUAAAGGUUCCACUGAGACGACAUCUCAGAUGAUUGCAUUGAAAAACGAAGGCGCGAUAACGUGUCGAAACCCACGAGCUCCAGGGUCUGUGCCACCUCUCAGCACUGCCGUCAAAUCUACAAUGGAGCAAGUUAUUGUAAAGCAGGAAAGAGUGGAAGAGCAAAGGAGUGGAGCGUCCUGCUGUUUGGAAUUAAUUAAAGAGGAAAACUUAAGCAUGGAGGGCAUCGGGUGGCCACCAGAGGAGAUGGAUAUUCAGAGUCAAGAUCCAGAGACUCAUCUUCUCGGUGCAAGGGUAGAUCAAGCUUGUCCUCCAGACAUGAGCAGCAGCCUCCCAUCUGCCUCCGAUCUUCAGUCCGUCUCCCCAGAGUUUCCAAACAUCUUCCACCUGGCAGAACAAGCUUCCGUAUCACAAGUUCUUCCGCAGGUCCACAGAUUCCACAUCGAAGCAGACCGCAGCGUUUCCACCGUUCCCACGUGCAAGUUCUGCGGUCAGACCUUCCCCCUGCCCAGCCUGCUGCGGCGACACUACGGCCAGUGCCGCCAGAGGCUCCAGCAGCGCUGUCUGCCGCCCGUAACGGGGGGUGCGCGAACUAGGCUGCAGCUGUACCCCCCGGGCUGCAGCCCCUUCCGCUGUACCGUGUGCAGCCGAGAGUUCAACCGCUUGGAAAACCUGAAGACCCACCUGCGCAUCCACACUGGAGAGAGGCCGUACACCUGCUCUGUGUGCCUCAAGUGUUUCCGCCACUCGGGAGCCCUCACCCGGCAUUUCCGCAUCCACACCGGGGAGAAGCCGUACGUCUGCGGGCAGUGCGGGAAGUCGUUCAGGAACUGUGGUGGGCUCAAAUUCCACCAGCGCUCUCACAGCGAUCACCAGCAGUAGAUUUAGAGAGUGUUAACUUCUUUAAUGCAUUAAAUUAUAAGCAUAUUCAUCUGAAGCAGAUGAUUAAAAAUAUCAGUUUGUCAGCAGUCUUCCCCAGGAUUGAUUUUGGAAAAAAAAAAAAUUCCAAUAUUAUAACUUUUUAUUUAUUUUAGACAAAACGAUUAACUGCAAGUCAAAAUCUGUAAAGAGUCGAUACAAUACGCAAGUGUCACGUUUAGAAAAGAAAUAUUACUAUUGGGGUUUCAAUUACAUUUUUCAUUUAUUGAAAUGCUCUGAUGCUUUAAGGGUAAAUAUUUUUAUACAUGGUUUUUACAGGGUCUUUUAAAAUGUUUCCUUGACAAAGUGUUUUCACAAAUUAGCCUUUUUAAUUGUGGUGGAGCUGUAAUGUCUGAGUCAGCAUUUAAUAAAACCUUCAAACGGUGGAAUGUAUUAGAUUAACUUAUAUUAAUAGCAGUAUACAGGUAUUGUGACAAUAGUAGUGCAUAAUGACAUUUUAUGUUUCUUUUGUGGGGCCUUCUGAUUUCAAAGUGCUGUAUUUUGUCAUUCUAUUUUUAGUAUUUAAAUAAAUUCACUGUAUGA
Messenger RNA from Xiphophorus maculatus (southern platyfish), 2225 nucleotides. Its product is annotated as zinc finger protein 79-like. Gene Ontology annotation, biological process: regulation of transcription by RNA polymerase II. Gene Ontology annotation, molecular function: RNA polymerase II cis-regulatory region sequence-specific DNA binding; DNA-binding transcription factor activity. The transcript is spliced from 3 exons. Bases 312 to 1646 code for a protein of 444 amino acids. The record is from RefSeq and is a predicted model, not a curated record. NCBI's taxonomy places the organism in Eukaryota, Metazoa, Chordata, Actinopteri, Cyprinodontiformes, Poeciliidae.